AUGCCCCAGCCGAAAUCCGUCUCUGCCUUCCCUGCUCGCCCACCCCUUCUCACACCCCCUCAGUCUCGACGGCUCUCAGAUGCCCAUCACGACGUCACGGCCCACGGGUCGCACCGUUCCACGCCGCGCAGGGAUCGCGUCACGGCUGCGGAUGUGUAUGAUAAGGGCGCGAGCUCGCGCUCCCUUCGGAAGCGGAGGUCUUCGGAAGUCGAUGUCUCGUGCCCAACCUUCUACGACGGCGAGCACGAGCGCACAGAUGCUCCCUUGAGUCGGUAUGUACAAAUGAGCGAGGGAGAAGAAGACUUUGACGCUUUUGAAAAUGUGGAAUACGUGCUUACCGAAAGAUAUCGAGACGACCCGAGGGCAUCCGCUGUCGAUCCAGACGUAAACACGCCAAAGUCAGGUGCUUGGCGCUUGAUUUCUUCCAUUGGCAGUCCAUUUACAAAACGUAAGACAGAUGCAGACGAGGACGUGUACCAGAGUACCUUGGCGAUGGGUCAGAGCCGGCUGCAACCCAACAAGGCUGCGGGCAAGGGCCGCCGGCAACUGACAUUUUUCGGACUUCGAGGAACGAAGAACGAUGACGUGUGGUUAGAGUUUUCUUGCUCACUACCUGUGGAACGGUUGCUUAACGAGGUGGGUAAGAUUACAAAGUCGCUCGGAUAUCAGGUGUGGAGGCGACCAAGCGAGAAUAAGUUGCGAUGCAUUCGACAACUUAACCAUCGUCACGAAAUGCACAUGGUCAUUUUCGUCGGGUCUAUCCGGUUACCAGAGGGGAUUGUGAGCAUGGUUCGAUUGAAGAGGGCGAGGGGAGAUAGGAAUAGAACCCCGGCGUGGCGGUACAGCAACUUCUACCGCGAGCUCAUGGAGCGCUUGCAGCGAAAUGGUAUACCGGUGACUUCAGAUAGCUGA
This is a messenger RNA of Chondrus crispus (carragheen), 912 nucleotides long. RefSeq lists its product as hypothetical. The record is from RefSeq and is a predicted model, not a curated record. Lineage: Eukaryota; Rhodophyta; Florideophyceae; Gigartinales; Gigartinaceae. The transcript has a single exon. The coding region runs from base 1 to 912 and encodes 303 amino acids.